ACCAAGCUUCCCUUCAGACUGGAGCAGGGGCAGCCGACCACCAGCUUCACUGGGGAGGGCUCCAGAGCACGGCAGUCCUGCAGGAGAAGGUGAGGCUGGCCAGGAAGAGGCCAUGCAGUUCACAGGUCCACAGAGUGCCCGGGUUCCUGAGGCUGAAUUCCUGUGGCCAGCAUGGCCGAGUCCAGGGAUAACUCUCUUCGGAUGGUUCUGGUCGGGAAAACUGGAAGUGGGAAAAGCGCCACAGCCAACACCAUUCUUGGGAAAGAAACCUUUGAUUCUAGAAUAGCUGCCCAGGCCGUCACUCAGACCUGCCAGCGGGCAUCCAGAACAUGGAAGGAGAGGGACCUCGUGGUGGUGGACACCCCGGGGCUCUUUGACACCAAGAAAACCCUGCACACCACCUGCAUGGAAAUCAGCAAGUGUGUCCUCUCUUCCUGCCCAGGGCCUCACGCCAUCAUCCUAGUUAUGAAGCUGGGCCGAUACACAGAGGAAGAGCAGAAAACUGUUGCUUUGAUCAAGGCUGUGUUUGGGACAGCAGCCAUGAAGCACAUGAUUGUUUUGUUCACUGACAAAGAAAGUCUGGAGGGCUUGAGCCUCAAUGACUUCUUAAAGGAGGCAGAUGUGGAUCUGAAAAGUGUCAUCAGGGAGUGUGGGAACCACGUCUUGGCCAUCAGUAACAGAGCAGACCAGGCUGAGAAGGAGGAGCAGGUGCAGGAGCUGGUGCGGCUGAUAGACAGCAUGCUGCAGAAGAAUGGAGGGGCUCACUUUUCUGAUAACAUCUACGCCGAUGCGGAGGAGAGGCUGAAGAAGCAGGCAGAGAUUUUAAAGAAUAAUUACGCUGAUGAAUUAAAGAAGGAGCUUCUAAUACUGGAAGAGGAGUAUGCUCAGAUGUUCAGUGAACAGAAACAGCAAGAGGAGGAAACAGUGAAAUCUAUCACAGCGAAGUAUGAGGACAAAAUUCAACACGUCAGGGAUCAGGCAGGCACAGAAAUCCUGAGCCACAUUGCUCAAAGACACAAGAACAUCAUUGCACACGUAUUCAAGUAAUUUGGGAAGCCAUGGGUCUCAUUGUGUUUUUCUUCAUCUGUGGUGAUUGUGAAGCAUUUCUCCACAAUCCCCCUCCCUUCCUCACCCUCCACGACUCUGACCCAGAUUCUGGAAUGACCAAAUGGCUACCAAUGAACAGGAAUUUCCAUGUAUGUACCUGAUGUCAAAAUUCCCUGUCAGGCCUCUGUGACUGGCCAGGCUGCAGGCGGUGGGGACACUGUGUGUGAAUUGUAUGUCUGUGUGUCAGCAGCACCCUGUGGUUGUCAGGCUCUUACCGCCAGCUUCCCUGUGCUGAGCCCCAGAAAGUCUAACAUCCCCCAAGCCUCAUCCUUUCCAUUUCGAGUUGUUUCUCUAGGUGCUGUCGCCCUAAGUCCCCUGGGAAACAAUCACCCAAACUUCUGCUCUUCGGAUCCAGGCUUCAUCCUCCGCUCCCAGAAGCUCCCCCAUGGUGCUUCCGUGGUCCUGUGAGUACACAGGAGCUCUGCCAGUGUGGAGGCAGGCGGGUGAUGCACAGAAGAGAAUACAAGAGCCUUCCAGUCCCGUGGAUCCAUCUCUAUAGGACACACUUGGGUUGAGGCCCUCUUGAGCCAUAGAAACUGGUGGCUCUCAACUCCACGGCACUGAAGUGGAAUCCAAACACUUUUCCUGCCAGGCCUUUGCCUUGUCCACAGACAGAAGGACUGCGGCAGGGAUCUGACAGAGAUUUUUAAUUUUUCUAAAAUGCUCCAAGUAAUGGUUGGUGUAGAAGACAAAGAAGCAGUGACCCUAAAAUACAGGCUCCGAUUUCUCUUAGGGCUACUAAUUCCCAAAGCUAUGCCGUGGGCAUAGUUGUACCUGUUGUGUGAAUAGAGUGAAAAUGUCACAAUGAGUGUCCCCAUGAAUGGGGACCAUGAGUGACAGCAAAAACUUGACUAGCAGCUUGUUAAAAUAAAGUAACUGUGUGUUAAAUAUG
Molecule: messenger RNA, 1999 nt
Organism: Dipodomys spectabilis (banner-tailed kangaroo rat)
Lineage: Eukaryota; Metazoa; Chordata; Mammalia; Rodentia; Heteromyidae
Product: GTPase IMAP family member 7-like
Exons: 2
Coding region: 172-1047 (291 amino acids)
Molecular function (GO): GTP binding
Source: RefSeq, a predicted model, not a curated record